UCACAGCUUCGCCAAGGUCCUGCCAUUGCGCUCCCGCAUCUUCCCAGUCGCUUCGCCCUUCUUAGCACCCGCCGUAGUCCACCCAUAGGGGUCCACGGCCAACGCCUCAUCAACCAAGACCGUGAGCCCGAGCUUCCCUACCUCUCGGGGCGCAGUAGUAGCGCCAGCAGCACCAGUACCAGUCGUGGCGCCAGUAGUAGUAGCAGGGGCAGCAGCAGCAGCAUCCAGAGCGUCCCACCGGCGCACCGAGCCCUCGAGAUCAAAAACGUCAAUCUCAGGGUAAGCCGCACGUCCAAGGGCGUUCGUAGACGAGCUACACGAGGCGCAGGGGCGGUCGCUGCGCGCGGUGCUGAUGGUGAUGUCGUGGGCGCGGCUGAGGCCGUGCGUGCAUGGCUGGGCGGCGAAGGGCCAGGUCGUGGCGGUGUGGAUGAGGGGCGCGAGGGCGUGGGCGCAGAGCGUGAUGGUUGUGUGGUGGUGGGUGCAGGUGAAGUGCGUGUGUGCUGUGUGGCACAUGGUUGGAUGGUGUGUGUUUGGGUGCCGGUGAUGUGGGGUUGUUUAGGGUUGUUUGGUGUUGAUGGUGAUGGUGAUGCUGAUUCUUUUCUGGUGGAUUGAGAGGGAUGUGGUAUGAGGAGGAGUUGUUGUUGUGGUCUGUAAUGUAAGUUGACAGUGGAGUUGGUUUAUAUAUUCUAGGUGGUCGAUGGGGGUAGUGAAGUGAAAGUGAGAGAAAGAUCGUGAUUGCCCGAUUAGUAUUGGAUACCAGCAGCAAUAUUGCACUGUGUGAAAGUUAGUAUUGUGUCUAAUAUAGGUUAAG
Messenger RNA from Aplosporella prunicola CBS 121167, 811 nucleotides. RefSeq lists its product as uncharacterized. The record is from RefSeq and is a predicted model, not a curated record. The transcript has a single exon. The annotation marks the transcript as partial. NCBI's taxonomy places the organism in Eukaryota, Fungi, Ascomycota, Dothideomycetes, Botryosphaeriales, Aplosporellaceae.